ACUCUCAAUAAAAAUGAACGUGUCGACUGGACAACGGCAAUCACCCCCCUGUCACCCGAAUAUCCACGAAGCGUUACUUUCUCUCCCCAUCCCUCUCUCUUUCGCCCAAGUUCAAAGUCGAUGCUUACAUACCUGACAUCCUAUCCAUAGCUAUUGCACAUAAAAGAAGACGACUACCAAGCCUCUAGAGAAAGAAGAAGCGGCGGCAACUCGUUUCGCCCCUAGUGGUGGGGAAAUCCCGGAUCGUCUCUCGUUCUCCCUGCAGGGAAAAGGAGAGAGGGAGAGAGCGCGCGUGUAACAUGGUGGAAUUUGGUUGGAGUCCGAGCAUGACUUAGCGAUGAAUAGCCAUGCAGUUCGUUGUGCGUGAGCGACCCAUAAACACUAUCGGCCCUCCGGAUGCUUCUGAGAGCAGCAAAUUUUUGCGCAGUGUGCUCUAGACUUUGCUCAGUUUUUCGCUUUGAUUUCUGGCUGUGACAACUGUGCAUCAAAACGCGAGUGCAUCAUUCAGUUUUGAAAAACGUUAAGGAUUGUUAUUGUUGUUGUUUAUACAAAGAUGAAGAUGAAGCGAACGAGUACUAUAGUGUUCCUCGGCGUCGCGUGCUGCUGCCUUGCGCGCAUUCAAUUUGCGUCGUGCGACGAGAGCCCCGUUAUAACCCACAUUUCGAAGGAGAAAAUCCAAGAGAUCGGUGACGAGGUCGAAUUUAACUGCACAGUGCAGAAUCUCCAGGACUAUCCUCUGCUCUGGAUCAAGCUUCACAAAGACCGGCAAGACCGCUCGCCUCUGUCCAGCAACACAGCUCUUAUUAUCAGGGACAGCAGGUUUUCCGUGCACGUUGACAACGAGACUUCCACGAAUUCGCUGAGGAUCAAAGACCUGCAGGAGGCCGACACAGGCUUCUACCAGUGCCAGAUCCUCAUCUCGGUGGACAACAAAGUGACCGCCGAAGUGGAACUACAAAUACGCCGACCACCGACCAUCAGCUCGAACACGACGCGCUCGGUGAACGUGACCGAGGGCAAGCCGGUCGAGCUGCACUGCAACGCCGAUGGCUUUCCUGUGCCACGCAUAUCCUGGAAAAGGGAAAAUGACAUUCUACUUCCGUCCGGUGGAGCCAUUUACCACGGCAGCGUGUUGAAGAUCGAAAACAUCCACCGGGACGACCGCGGCUUGUACCUGUGCAUCGCGGAGAACGGAGUGGGCGAGGAAGCUCGUGCUAACGCCACGGUGCACGUGGCCUUUGCGCCGGUCGUAACGGCCAUUCGACCAAGAGUCGGUCAAGCCCAGGGUUACACAGCCACGCUCGAAUGCAAGGUCGAGGCUCACCCGAAGCCAGUUGUAAGUUGGCACAAAGCAGGCGCUGAGCUUAAGAAAGAAACAGCUAAAACCGACGACGACGAUUUCGUAGACUCACUGCUGCGCUAUUCUAUUGGCGCCGCUGAUUUCGGAGAGUAUAUUUGCCGAGCAGAGAAUCAGUACGGAAUUGCGGAGACUAAAGUCGAGCUGUUUGAAACUAUCAUACCAGUAUGCGUGAAUACCUGUGGUUAAAGAAGCUAUUGUGCAACUGUAAAUAUACUCCAUCUAUAACGAUACUCAUAAGAACAGCGUCAUUUCAUCCAUAUUUUUACACUUCAACAUCUAGACAGUAACUACUAUAGUUGAAAAAAUGCAAUCCAACCAUCUCAGAACGUCACUUUAAAGAAUACAAAAAUAAAAUAAAAUCAAAGACCAAACAAA
Messenger RNA from Nasonia vitripennis (jewel wasp), 1735 nucleotides. Its product is annotated as lachesin. The record is from RefSeq and is a predicted model, not a curated record. Gene Ontology annotation, cellular component: neuron projection. The coding region runs from base 554 to 1546 and encodes 330 amino acids. The transcript has 5 exons. NCBI's taxonomy places the organism in Eukaryota, Metazoa, Arthropoda, Insecta, Hymenoptera, Pteromalidae.